Closterium sp. NIES-65 is the source of this 3156-nucleotide messenger RNA. The record is from the annotation of a GenBank genome assembly. Lineage: Eukaryota; Viridiplantae; Streptophyta; Zygnematophyceae; Desmidiales; Closteriaceae.
AUGGAGAUCAUCUAUCGUUGUCCCGACGAGGCGGGCGUGACUGUCCCGAACGGCGUUCUCCUCCCGGAAUUCGCGCUCGAGAAUGCGUCGCGAUGGGCCGACAGACGCGCGUUCGUCGAUGGAGUCACGGGCCGCACGCUCACGUUUGCUCAGGUGGACGAGCUCGUGUACAACAUCGCUGCUGGCAUCACCGAUCUUGGUAUCCGUCCUGGCGAGUCCGUCCUACUGCUUCUCCCAAACAUGCCUGAGUAUGCCGUGCUCUUCCUCGGGAUCAUCGCAGCGGGUGCGGUGGUAACCACCGCCAACCCCGCCUACAGCGCUCGCGAGCUGGCGCACCAGAUGGUGGACGCGGGGGCCCGCAUGGUCAUCACGUCGCCAGAGCUGCUAGAGAAGGUGCAUCACGUCAAGACAGGCCAGUCCAUUGUCUUUGUCGUCAUCAAUAAUGAUAGCAGCAGCAGCAGCUCCAACCCCCCGGGCACCAUGAGCAUCGACCGCUUGCUCCGUGGCAACGGGUCCAAGAUCCGAUCACAGCGACAACACCUUCACACGACCCAUCAGCAACAGCAACACCACCCCUCUGUCACAGCACCAAAAGCACCACCAACAGCAGCAGUGGUACCCUCCCAGCACGACACGUGCGCGCUGCCCUACUCAUCAGGCACUACGGGCGUGUCUAAAGGCGUCAUGCUCUCCCACCGCAACCUCAUAGCCAACGUACAGCAGCUGCUGGCGGGGACUAACCCGCGACUGGACCUGUGUGGGGAGGACGUGGUGCUGGGGCUGCUGCCCAUGUUCCACAUCUACGCCAUCACCCUCGUCAACCUCCUCUCCCUCCGUGGGGGGGCCUGUGUCGUCACCCUCCCCAGGUUCGACCUGCACCAGUACCUGCGAACACUGCAGGAAUACAAAAUAUCUGUCGCGCCCAUCGUGCCGCCCAUCAUCCUAGCCAUGGCCAAGCUGCCCCUCGUUGACUCCUUCGACCUCUCCUCGCUGCGCCGGGUCGUGUCGGGCGCGGCUCCCCUGGGGGCGGAGCUUGAGACCGCCUUCAGAGCAAAGUUUCCCACCGUGCAGCUGGGGCAGGGCUAUGGCAUGACAGAGGCCUCACCCACCGUCACUGCCUCGCGCCUCUUUGCCCGCGUGCCCCACCCACCCGCUCCCGGGUCGUGUGGGUCAGUGUUGCCGCUGACGGAGGUGAAGGUGGUGCACACGGGCACGGGGGAGUCGCUGCCGCCGAAUGAGAGAGGGGAGCUCUGGGUGCGAGGGCCACAGGUCAUGAAAGGCUAUCUGAACAAUCCCGAGGCGACAGCAGCCACAAUCACGCCGGACGGCUGGCUGCGCACGGGGGACGUGGCAUAUGUGGACAAGAUGGGGGAGAUCUUUGUGGUGGACAGGGUCAAAGAGCUCAUCAAAGUGAAAGGCUUUCAGGUGCCUCCUGCGGAGCUGGAGGGCCUGCUCAUUGCCCAUCCCGACAUUGCAGAUGCUGCAGUUGUUCCUGCCCCAAGUGAAGAGAGUGGGGAGGUGCCGGUGGCAUUUGUUGUGUUAAGUCAAGGUGGUGCCAAGCUGUCAGUCAAAGAAGUCAAGGAUUUCAUCAGCAAGCAGCUGUUUGCAAGACUUGUGAGUGCUUUCAGACCCACAUUUUUGCCAUGCUUCUCAGUCCUAGCUCUGUCUGUACCUUCCGUGGUGGAAAAAGGCUUUCGUGAUGACAUGCUUCCAUGGAGCAACGGAGGCCAAGUGCAUGUCAAGUCCAACUUCAUGCUCAGUGAUGAGGAACGAGCCAAGAUUGCGGCUAUGCGUGCCAGAUCGAUGAGCAAGCGCAAGGAUGGCAGCAGCAGCGGCACUGUGACUCCCAUCGCCAGUGGCACCGUGACACCCCACACUGUCAGUGCAGUGCUCGCCUCUCCCGUUGCAUCCACUGCUCCAGCAGCCUCCAAGGCUUCAACAGCGACCGAAACAGCAGCAGCGAGCACCACAGAGGUGACUGCUGCCACUACAACAACAACAACGACGACCACCACCGUCACUACUAGCACAACUGCGACAACUGAAACCGCUGCAGCCGCCACAGUCACAGCGUCUACAGCGACCAGUACCGUUUCAGCUGCAGCCCAGAAGGAAAGCGUGGCUGUGACUACAGCGCUUGCAGGGAGUGCAGCUGCUGGGGCUCCUGUGGAUAUGUCCAACGUGAUGCUGGUGUUUGAUGGCAGUGAUGACGAGUCUGGCUAUACUGAGUCGUCUCUAGAAGAGUCUGUCAGUGCGCAGGUUGCUCCUGCUGCACCUGUCGCUGCAGCUGUUGUCCCUGCUGCUGCCUCGCCUGUGGUUUCCACUGGUGUCCCGGAUUCUGUUCCUGAGGUUGUUGCUGCUUCGGUUUCUCAAGCUGCUCAGGUGGUGCAGGUUCAGGGUCCUGACUCGAUUGCAACUGCAACAGUGGAGGUGGUGAAAGAGGUGCAGAAGGAGGUUCAGGCCACAUCAGCACAGCAAAUGGCAUCAGCGACCACCACCAAGACUGACGUCACCAUCAUCAAGACCGCCACGCAGGUCGCCAGUGAAGCCACAACCAUGACAUCAGCAAAGGUUGCCUCAGUUUCAACCUCAACCAAGGCUGCCGCCUCAGCAGCAGCCGCAUCUGCAGGGGCUUCCGUGCAGGCCACUAUGAGCAGCACGACAGGCAGGGCGAGCGAGCAGUCUACUGUGCGAGGAGGCGGUGGCGGUGCUGCUGACCUCAAUGGCCGUGUUGGCAGCAGCAGCCGACAGCCAGCGAUGGCAGACAGCGAAGCCGCAGAGAGCAGCUGGGAGAGCGGGGAUGAGGUGGAGAGCAUGGAAGGGUCGUCAGUAUCAGGGAUGACGGACAGGCAGGUGGUUAAGAGGGGCAGGGGGUUGUCUGGCAAGGGGCGGAAUCGCAAUGGAGGGCUGCUGGGGCAGGUGUUGCGGGUUGGCGAUGGGCUCACGCCGGUGAUGAAGCAGGUGCUGGGGACGGGCGCGUUCAUGCUGGCUAUGGUUGCGCUCUGGCCGCGCCCACAGAAGCAGAGCCGAGUCCAGCUGGAAACUGAUGCUGAUGGCAAGGUGUGGGUGGUGAAGCCGGGCGAAACUCUCAGCUCUAUCCUCCCGCGCGAAGUCUACUGCAAUCCCUCCUCAAAGUUCUUUGAGCUCAACCCAGAG